CCAGGUGCUGCAGGUGAAUAUGGUCAUGAACAGAAGAGUGAUGACACAACCACGAGCUCGGACAUAUCCUAUGAUCCUGCAGAUUGUUUUGAUGAUAGUUUGGCAGGAUUUACUCUAUAUGAAGCUAGGAAUCUGAGAAGUUCGGCUGAUCGUUUGAUGGCUAAUGGUGAUGAAGUUGAGAUCAGUGAGAUCUACCUGCAUGCAGGAUUAAAAUUUUUGAAAGGUGCAUACUUGCUUGAGUGCCUCAGACCAAGGAAUGCUCCAGUUGCAUUUCGUGGCUACAUUGAUGCAGCAAAUCUUUUCAAGUACUGUGCAGAAACAAAUGAGAAGAAUGGAAAAACUGAAGUUGCUGCUUUUGCAUACAAGUGCAUGGAGGUGGCAUACUUAAGAGGUGCCUUUACACUGCAGCAUGUUUGUUCAAGUAGCCAAAGUACCUUAUAUAAGGGAGAUACCAGGAUGUUAUGGAAUUUCGAACCAAAGAAUGAUAAUGCAUCUCAUCUAAAGCAGCUCCUCAGCAUUGUAAGCAAUAUUAUCUUCUUCUAAUUUUUGCUAGAUAUUUUGGAAAGGAAGCAGCAACUGUUUGUUCCACUAGAUGUAUGGUUGAUUUUUUUUUUUUUUUUAUUAAUGUGGGGAGUGAAGGUAGGCAAGAGCUUGCUGUUAACUAAUAUAGAUAUUCAGAUGAUAUAAAACAGGGGAAGCUAAAUACCUAGAAGACAAGGUAAUACAACAAAAGAAGAAACCAAACACCCUGGUGUCUAGAUAUAAACCUUGCAAAACAAUUAAAAUCCAAACCUGAAAGAUGAU
Molecule: messenger RNA, 804 nt
Organism: Phoenix dactylifera (date palm)
Lineage: Eukaryota; Viridiplantae; Streptophyta; Magnoliopsida; Arecales; Arecaceae
Source: RefSeq, a predicted model, not a curated record